AUCGGAUCGAUUCAAUGGCCCUGAAAGUUGAAGUUUAUCAGAAAGAGAGAGUGAGGCCAUGUUCACCAACUCCCCAAACCUUGAGAAACUACAAGCUUUCUCUCAUUGAUAUAAUAUCCUCGACUUAUUAUAACCCCUUUGUUUUCUUCUACAACUCCGGCGCCGAUCGCCACGAUUAUGAUGAGCUCAAGAACUCGCUCAUGAAGACACUGUCCCUCUUGUAUCCGCUCGCCGGAAGAAUUAAAGAUGCAUCGACCAUCGAAUGCAACGACGAGGGUGCGGAUUUUGUCCUAGCUAAAGUUACCAAUUGUGAUUUGGGUGAGUUUCUCCGGCACCCCAAACACGAAGAUAUACGCCAGCUGCUCCCACUUGAUCCCUACCCAAACCCUAUUCACUCCGCCCUGCCAAUGUUAGCUGUUCAGGUCAACACAUUCCGGUGCGGCGGAACUGCGGUGGGGUUCUGCAUUUGGCACGGCCUGGCGGACGGCGGCGCGAUGACCGGAUUAUUUAACACAUGGGCGGCAAUCAACCGCGGAGAAGGACCCAUUAAUCCCGGCGGUCUCAUCGCGGACGCCUCCGCAACUUUCAGGCCGGGGAACCUCGUCAGCUCCCCGCUAAAGCCCUUUCCCCUCGAGAAACAGGGUAAGUACUCCUCGAAAAGAUUUGUUCUUUGCAAGCGGGAUAUUGAGCGGAUCAGAAACGAUUAUUAUCAGCCAUCGGAGCACAGCCGCCGUCCGUCUCGGGUGGAGGCGUUGUCGGCUUUCGUAUGGGCGGCGGUGAUACGGGCAACUCUACAGGCGAACCCAAACCUCAAGAUGCAUUUGCUGACAAAAAUGAUUAACGUGCGAAAUAAGUUGAACCCGCCAUUCCCUUCGCAGUGCCUAGGCAACAUCUACCAAAUGGUGGCCGCUCGGUGGGAAUUGGAAGCCGACAGGGGCGGAAGCGUUACUGCCGGGUUUCUUGUAGGAAGAGUCGUGGAAGCCAUCCACAAGGUUACCGACGACUACAUGAGGGAAAUGCAUGCGGAGGGUGGAUAUCUCCGAGCCGCGUUAGAUGUAUCAAAGGCGGCGGCGCUUCAUAAUGCGGAUGAGAUUAAUGUUUUAUUUAUAAGUAGUUUGUGUAAUAUUCCGUUUUCUCAAGUUGAUUUUGGGUGGGGCAAGCCAAUAUGGAUUGGCUUGGGUCAUACACUGGAGAACUUGGCUGUUUUUAUGGAUGCAGAAGAUGGGGGAGUAGAAGUGUGGAUUGGGUUGGCAAAAGAGGUUAUGUCCAAUUUAGACAAGGACAUGAAAUUUCAUGCUUAUGUGUCUUUCUCUCAAAUCAUUUCCGAACCGUCUUGUCCUCUGCAGUCUGCACUCUAACUGGAGGAUGGAGAAAGCUAAGCUAGGCAAGUCAUGCACAUGCCACAUGCAUCAUAUUGGGUUGGUUCUGUGGUUCAUCAUAUCACUUUAUUAAUUAGAGUAUUAUUUCUUAUCAUCAAAUAAUGGAGUUAAUACCUCUAAUGGUCCUCCGAGUAUUAGGGUAUUACCAGGUGUGGUCCUCCGAAUUUAAAACGACAACAAGACGUUCUCCGAGUUUUAAAAAAUAAUCACCAGUGGUCCUCCGUUAGGAUUGAUUUCAAAUGAGCGUUAAGUGUGAGGGUUAAUCGGUCAUUUCUAGUAUGAGUUAAUACCCCCAAUGGUCUUAUUUAAUUUGCUAUUUUUACUUGUUAAUUUUCCAUGCACCAAUAAUAAAGGUAUAUUUUAAUUAGUGAAAAAUAAUAUUUGCAAUU
Molecule: messenger RNA, 1768 nt
Organism: Ipomoea nil (Japanese morning glory)
Lineage: Eukaryota; Viridiplantae; Streptophyta; Magnoliopsida; Solanales; Convolvulaceae
Product: vinorine synthase-like
Exons: 1
Coding region: 15-1358 (447 amino acids)
Source: RefSeq, a predicted model, not a curated record